UCUUUAUGGGACCAAAAAGCCUGCAGUGUGACCCCCACAAAUUUGUUGAAAUCUUGAAAUUUAUAUAAAUACCAUAUUGACUAUCCUCCACUUUCAUUUAAUCUUUUUCUUUAUAGUAUCACUUACACCAACAAUACCAUAUACAAAGUGCCUACACCACCUAUUUCUUUCAAGAUCACUCUUCAUAUAUAGAUACAUGGAUUUUACAGCAAGGUAAUAUCUACUUUUGCAUGAAUUCACUAAUCUCACAUCACAUCAUCUGAUUCUUUAUAACCAAUAUUGCUCAGCUCCUAGGCUCUUCGGAAAAAAAAAAAAAAAGCACACCUCAAAUUUUCUUCAAGCUUGAUAUAUAUAUUAUAGCCAUUUAACUUCUUAACAAAGAAUGAUGAAAAGCUGAAAGUUGCCGAGAGAGAGAGAGAGAGAGAGAGAGAGAGAGAGAGAGUGAUAGUAUAUAAAGUAAUUGAAGUUGCUAGAAACCGAUCGCUUUCACUAAUUUCCUUUUGGAGAUCGUGAAGAAUGCAAACUUUUUGCAAGUUAGCGUGUUUUGCUUUCUCUGCAUGUUAUCAUCUUCCUCUAAUACCCUUAGUUGGAUGCUCAUCUCAUGAAGACCAUAACCAAUUUAUUGGUCACAAAAGCAUGAUCAAAGGCAACUUUCACAAGUUGAGUCCUCAGAUGACAUCAAAUGUUAGAGUUCAUGGUCUUCUUCUAUGGGUUUCAAUGGGGCUCUUAAUGCCUGCUGGGAUACUUAGCAUCAGAAUGUCAGUCAAAGAGGAACGAGGCUCCAUUCGGGCUAGAGUCUUCUUCUAUCUCCAUCUUACUUUUCAGAUGCUUUCAGUUCUUGUUGCUACUGCUGGAGCUGUGUUGUCCAUCAAAAAUUUUGAGAACUCGUUCAAUAACAAUCAUCAAAGAAUAGGUCUAGCACUCUACAUUGCCAUAUGGAUACAAGCGAUUAUGGGAUUUCUGAGGCCUCACAAAGGAAAGAAAGAAAGAAGUGUUUGGUACUUUGUACAUUGGAUAGUUGGAAUUUUGAUAUCAUUAGUGGGGAUUAUCAACAUCUACACGGGCUUAGAAGCAUACCAUAAGCGAACAUUAGAGAGCACAAGGCUUUGGACAAUUAUUUUCACAGCACAAGUCUCUUUCAUCACUUUCUUGUAUCUCUUCCAAGACAAAAAGGAAUAUAUACAAGAGCAAGGUGUUAUUCUAGGCAAUCUUGAAACAAUCACACCUGAUCAAGAAAAUAUUUCUCAAAUCCAAAACCAUAAAGAUUUGUUGCCUGCUGCACCAUGUGCCAAGAGAAAUGCACUCAGGAACUUGUUUGAUUGAAACCCCACAAAUAUGUGGGAUUCUUUUGCCCCUUUUAGCUUGCUAGUUUACCUCUUUUCCCUCCUUUCUUUUUAUAUUUUCGAAAAAAGAAAAACAAAAAGAAAAAAAAGUGGGUGCUCAUUUGCAUUUUAUUUUUUGAUGCAUGCACUCUGUGAAAAAGUGAAAGAUGAAUAUACGAAUUCUUCAUCAUGUGGAGUGCAUUCAUCAAAAAUGGAUGAACUGUAUUUGUGCAUCCUUUUAUUUCUAUACUUCCUAUAUUCCUUUCUUUUCUUUUAAUGUAGGUGUGAAAGUUUGCUUCUAAAUAGGAGAACGGAGUACUAAUAUGUUAAAUUUGGUAGUGUAAUAGAUGAUAUAUAUCGUGCUUUGUAUCAUAUAUUACAAUAUAGUUGAAAUUGAAUUAAUUCGUUAACAUUAAUUUGAAGAUAUAUUUUCCUUGCAUAUGAA
This is a messenger RNA of Ziziphus jujuba (common jujube), 1767 nucleotides long. Its product is annotated as cytochrome b561 domain-containing protein At4g18260. Gene Ontology annotation, molecular function: transmembrane monodehydroascorbate reductase activity. Lineage: Eukaryota; Viridiplantae; Streptophyta; Magnoliopsida; Rosales; Rhamnaceae. The coding region runs from base 517 to 1323 and encodes 268 amino acids. The record is from RefSeq and is a predicted model, not a curated record. The transcript has 4 exons.